This is a messenger RNA of Metopolophium dirhodum (rose-grain aphid), 1675 nucleotides long. Its product is annotated as WD repeat domain phosphoinositide-interacting protein 4-like. Gene Ontology annotation, cellular component: cytosol; phagophore assembly site membrane; extrinsic component of membrane. NCBI's taxonomy places the organism in Eukaryota, Metazoa, Arthropoda, Insecta, Hemiptera, Aphididae. The record is from RefSeq and is a predicted model, not a curated record. Gene Ontology annotation, biological process: protein lipidation; protein localization to phagophore assembly site; nucleophagy. The transcript has 7 exons. Gene Ontology annotation, molecular function: phosphatidylinositol-3,5-bisphosphate binding; phosphatidylinositol-3-phosphate binding; protein binding. The coding region runs from base 518 to 1543 and encodes 341 amino acids.
AAUUGUGUAAACAGUAACACGAUAGACCAAUAAAAGUAUUUAAGUAUAAACUUUAGUUGAUAGUUCUAUACUCUAUACUAUUGUGUAACACGCGCAUUUAUCAUAUUAUCACAGAAUUCUAUUUAUUAUUCUACUUAUAGGUCUGUGGACGCAAUAGACUCUUUACAGGUGCGCAGUACCACGGCUGUAGAGUAUAGAUAAUAGAUAUAUUAUCUACAAUCUUGAGCACUGCGCAAUUCGCCAGUACGUGCCACUGUACUCACUACUCAGUUGUUGUAGUACCACCGAACAACUACUGAAUUACGCCUGCACGUUGAUUGUAGACUGUGGUCUGUAUACUGCGGUGAUUACGAUUUACGAUACAUACUCAAAUAUAUUUAAUAAUAGAUAUAAUACCUAUCGUUAUUGACGAAUUCUUUUGUUUCUUGUGCGUUUUUCAUUUUCUUUUUUUUAACGAAAUAUUCGAAAUUAGUGCUUGGUCGACCGUGCGUGUAAAGACUAUAUAAACUAUACAAACAUGAAUGAAAAAGGCAUAAUCAGUUUGAGUUUCAACCAAGACCAUACUUUUUUUGCCUGCUGUACCGAAACUGGUGUUAGAAUUUACAACGUUGAACCCCUGUCGCUGAGAGAAAGGUUUGAUUUAGGCGGUGUAUCGAAAUGCGAAAUGCUGAACUCAUCCAAUUUCAUCGCCAUAGUUUCUGGUGGAAAAUAUCCAAAAUAUUGUCAGAACACUGUACUAAUCUAUGAUGCUGUGUUGGAAAAAUUUGUGAUGGAAGUUAAUUGUGCUUCCAGUGUAAAAUCUGUGCUAAUGAGGAGAAACAAGAUGAUAGUUGUGACUAUGGACAAGAUAUCUGUUUUUACGUUUCCUACGGUCAUUGAGCACAUAAUUAAUUUGGAAACCCGUCCAAACCCGAUGGGAUUGUGUGAAAUCACUCCUUUAGAAACUUCUACAAAACAAAUCAUUGCAUAUCCUGGGAAUAAAAUUGGAAGCGUUCAUAUUAUGGAUGUUUCAAAUUUGGAAGCAACAAGUUCUAGUGCCCCGGCAAUACUCAAUGCUCACCAGGGAGAAAUUUCUUGUUUGGCUAUAAAUCGACUCGGUACACUUAUAGCUAGUGCAAGUGCCAAAGGAACCUUAAUCAGAAUCUGGGAUACUUGUCAUAAAGUCAAAGUUGCUGAAUUAAGACGUGGGUCAGAUACAGCAACAUUAUACUGCAUAAACUUCAGUCCAAAUUCAGAAUUUUUAUGCUGCUCAAGUGACAAGGGCACAAUUCAUAUAUUCGCAGUGAUAGAAUCUGAUUUAAAUCGCCGAUCUAGUCUAUCCCCGUUCAGUUUUUUCAGUUCCUACUGUCAAUCACAGUGGGCUCUGGCCACUUUUACAGUGCCUCCAGAAGUGGGCUGUAUUUGCACUUUUUUGACUUUAGAUACUGUUGCUGCUAUCUGCCUUGAUGGUACUUAUCAUAAGUUUGCAUUUUCCAAAGAUGGUACUAGCAGACGCAAAUCGUUCCAAAUAUAUUUACACAAUUGUGAAGAUGAUGAAUUUUAAAUUAAUUUUUUUACCCAGACUUUCCAUAAUAUUUAUUUAUUGUAAGUUAGUCCUAACUAAUCUUAAUAUAAAUUUAAUUGACAAUCUUAUAAAAAUAAAGGUUAUAUUUUAUUAUGAUAAACAUAUAGUAAA